Molecule: messenger RNA, 1371 nt
Organism: Angiostrongylus costaricensis
Lineage: Eukaryota; Metazoa; Nematoda; Chromadorea; Rhabditida; Metastrongylidae
Source: the annotation of a GenBank genome assembly
AUGUCAUUUGGGAAACGUGCGGUCUUGCAUUGUCAAGAAGCAAUAUUGGUCCUUUCUGCUGACCAAUGCCGACUGCUUGGCGCUCUAUUGAAGUUCGAGAUGUGGUCGGUACUAUCCGAAUUUUCUGAGCGACUUCCAUCGCCAUUCACUCUUGUUUCACCGGAUCUCGGACUACACAUAAAGUCUAUACAUUUGCUGCCAACGCUCAACGCAGAUCACGUCGUGAGAAGCAUCUGUAUGGCUAACGCGUCGUUAUUCGAGCUGGUGAACUCACACAAUCCGGUUCUUUCAUUGAAAUUUGACUCAGUGGAUCUCUUCUACUUCUCAAAAAUGGUAAUCAUGCUCAAGCCGAAGGAUUUCAUUCACAAUUACACAUGCGUUUAUUACGACGAAAAUGAGGGAGGCUGGUCAACGCGUGGAAUCCGUCGAGUUGAUGCGAAUUAUCAUGGAUUUGUCAGAUGCGAGACGAACCACGUUGGAGUGUUUUCACUACUUCCGGAGAGCUUCUUCUUCUCGAGUGGCGGCCCCAUGCGUGAUCUCAGCGUCUUGCUACCCACAGUUACCACGUUUAUCUCGUUGAUUUGCUCAGUCUUCUUGCUGUUCACGGCCGCUAUACAAAAGAAUAAGUCGUUGGAUUUCGCCUUGCUCGUUCAUGUUUUCUUCGUCUUCAUGGUUCAUAUCGUACAUCUUGUGAUGCUGAUUGCUCCGCAGGUAGGCGAUCCGUUCUCGCUCACACCAGCGCUGCACCUCAUCUUGCAGUUCUCCAUUAUUUCCGUCACUGCCACACUGUACUUGGUGUUGACGUCAAUCCGAACCGUUCUUAAAAGACACUUCGAUCUUUUCAGAGCGUUCGAGAGCGUCGACUGGCUCUUCAUUGCAAACUACUUGACACCCGCUGUGGUUUUUUCUGCCCUUUGCAUUUCGCACGCUAUCUGGAACAUCUAUGUUGCCGGUGUCUGGAGGUCGCGCCAUCGUGGGUCAUCCGAGCGUUUUUUGUCUCUGUCACCAGCUACACAAGCCUCCCUGGUUUCGAUCGUAAUGCUUGGCUUACUCGCGUCUCUCAUCAUUCUGUUUUGGUUCCGUGAAUACUCGACCAUCGUAGCCAUACUAUUCUCGCUUGUGCAGAUACUGUAUUCUUGUUCGGCCUUCUUAUUUGCAGGCUAUCUGUUCAGAAUGCGUUUCUUGUUCGAACGAGAAGAAGACGGUUCCACACAAUCGUUGGAGCGUAAACGAGAUAUCUCUACGGCAUUGCUCGAUCAUGUGGAUGUGGCGAAGGGCAGUGAGACCGGCUCGAUCCGCUCUGAUUCGGAAACCUACCUUCGGAUACCGCAAAGUCUCUACGACCGCGCUCCCAUGGUCAGUAUUGUCUGA